CCGCCCCCGGAACGGAAUCCUCCGGGGAGCCGAGCUGGCUCGCGCGCUUGCAUCCCGCACCAGCCGCCGGCCCUGGGCCCGGCCCGCGUCAGACCGAGCCGCCGCCGCCACAGUAGCAGCAGCACUCGGGAAGCCGGGCCCAGCCGGGGCCGCGGGAGGCGGGGGCGCCCGGGCCCUGGAUGUCCCGCAGCGCGGCGGCCAGCGGUGGACCCAGGAGACCUGGUCAGCAUUUGUCCCCAGCCCCCUGUGGGGCCUCGGGGCCCCCUGAAACCUUCAGGACGGAGUCAGACGGGGCGGGCACCAUGAACAAGUUACGGCAGAGUCUGCGGCGGAGGAAGCCAGCCUAUGUGCCCGAGGCAUCGCGCCCACACCAGUGGCAGGCAGACGAGGAUGCAGUGCGCAAGGGCACAUGCAGCUUCCCUGUCAGGUACCUGGGUCAUGUGGAGGUGGAGGAGUCCCGGGGGAUGCAUGUUUGCGAAGAUGCUGUGAAGAAGCUGAAGGCGAUGGGCCGGAAGUCUGUGAAGUCUGUCCUGUGGGUGUCAGCUGAUGGACUCCGGGUGGUGGACGACAAAACCAAGGACCUUCUUGUAGACCAGACCAUCGAGAAGGUCUCCUUCUGCGCUCCUGACCGCAACCUGGACAAGGCUUUCUCCUACAUAUGCCGUGACGGCACCACGCGACGCUGGAUCUGCCAUUGUUUUCUGGCACUCAAGGACUCCGGUGAGAGGCUGAGCCACGCUGUGGGCUGUGCAUUCGCUGCCUGCCUGGAAAGGAAGCAGCGGCGGGAGAAGGAGUGUGGGGUGACGGCUGCCUUCGACGCCAGUCGCACCAGCUUUGCCCGAGAGGGCUCCUUCCGCCUGUCGGGGGGCGGCAGGCCUGCAGAGCGUGAGGCUGGGGACAAGAAGAAAGCAGAGGCAGCAGCCGCUCCCGCUGUGGCUCCUGGCCCUGCCCAGCCUGGGCAUGUGUCCCCAACACCAGCUACCACAUCCCCUGGUGAGAAGGGGGAGGCAGGCACCCCAGUGGCCGCAGGCACCUCUGCUGCUGCCAUUCCCCGGCGCCACGCACCUCUGGAGCAGCUGGUUCGCCAGGGCUCCUUUCGUGGGUUCCCGGCGCUCAGCCAGAAGAACUCACCUUUCAAACGUCAGCUGAGCCUGCGGUUGAACGAGCUGCCAUCCACCCUGCAGCGCCGUACCGACUUCCAGGUGAAGGGCACAGUGCCUGAGAUGGAGCCUCCUGGUGCCAGUGACAGUGAUGGCAUCAAUGCUCUGUGCACGCAGAUCAGUUCAUCCUUUGCCAGUGCUGGAGUGCCAGCGUCAGGGCCACCACCUGCCACAACAGGAACUUCUGCCUGGGGCGAGCCCUCCGUACCGCCUGCAGCUGCCUUCCAGCCCGGGCACAAGCGGACACCUUCAGAGGCUGAGCGAUGGCUGGAGGAAGUGUCCCAAGUGGCUAAAGCGCAGCAGCAGCAGCAGCAGCAACAACAACAGCAACAGCAGCAGCAGCAGCAAGCAGCCUCUGUGCCACCAAUGCCCACCAUGGCCCCCACUCUUCCACCCUUUUCUGCCCCCGUGGGGCCCUUUGACACUGCAGCUGCCCAGGUGGCUGUGUUCUUGCCACCCACACACAUGCAGCCUCCAUUCAUGCCCGCCUACCCAGGCCUGGGUUAUCCACCCAUGCCCCGCGUGCCAGUGGUGGGCAUCACACCUUCACAGAUGGUGGCCAAUGCCUUCUGCUCAGCUGCCCAGCUCCAGCCCCAACCUGCCACCCUGCUUGGAAAAGCCGGGGCCUUCCCCACACCUGCUGCACCCAGCGCCCCUGGUGGCCAGGCCCGUCCACGCCCCAAUGGGGCGCCUUGGCCCCCAGAGCCAGCGCCUGCCCCAGCCCCUGAGUUGGACCCCUUUGAGGCCCAGUGGGCAGCAUUAGAAGGCAAACCCGCUGUGGAGAAGCCCUCUAACCCUUUCUCUGGUGACUUGCAGAAGACCUUCGAGAUUGAACUGUAGCCCAUGUUGCCCUGCGCCCACUUCACCAGCCCCAGGUGCACCACACUCAGGAGGGGAGGCCCAGCCUCUCCCCUAUUGCUGCUCCCCGGGCUGCGCCCCUCACCACACCCUCUAAGCCCUUCUCUCCGCCACCCCUCACAAACCACUACAGAACCAAUAUUGUGAUGCCUAGGUUGCGCCAAGAUGGAAUUCAGGGAUGGACCCAGCCUGGCUAAGGGAACCAUUUCACUGCUGGACUUAGGCUGGCGAUGCCCCUUCCCCAGCUCCAGAUACGGAAUGCCCUCGGUUCAAGCUACUGUCCCCGGUUUCUGUUGCCCUUCCACCUUUCAGUGUGGGGCAGGAUGGAGGAGGGAUGUCCACUUAGGGGCGCUCCCCGGCCCACCUCAAGCCUGGUCAUCCCCUCCCCGCCCCGUGCACACAGCACAAGCCAAGGGCUUCCCCUCUGCCCACGCUGCGAUCACUGCCAAUGCUGUGCUUGCCCAGUCCCCCUCCCCCAUUCGGGGACCAUGUCUUCCGUAGGGCCGAGGUCUCACGGGGUGGGGCCCGACUGGGGACCCAGGAGAGGGGGAGGGGGGAGGGACAAAGACGCUCAGUUACCUCAUGUCGGUGCCCGCUAAGGAGGGGUCCCAGAAGAGGAGGAAGGGGUGCCUGGCGGGUACUUUUCUAUCUUUUAUUUCCAGAUUUUUUUUGUAUCUAAACUUGCAGAUUUGUAUUAUACAAGGACAGCCAAUAAAGGAAGAAUAUAAUGGUG
This is a messenger RNA of Alexandromys fortis (reed vole), 2751 nucleotides long. It is a transcript of the gene Numbl, whose product is annotated as NUMB like endocytic adaptor protein. Bases 180 to 2000 code for a protein of 606 amino acids. The record is from RefSeq and is a predicted model, not a curated record. The transcript has 10 exons. Gene Ontology annotation, cellular component: cytoplasm. Gene Ontology annotation, biological process: positive regulation of neurogenesis. Lineage: Eukaryota; Metazoa; Chordata; Mammalia; Rodentia; Cricetidae.